Annulohypoxylon maeteangense is the source of this 3221-nucleotide messenger RNA. Its product is annotated as Dynamin central region-domain-containing protein. The transcript has 4 exons. Gene Ontology annotation, cellular component: microtubule; membrane; cytoplasm. Bases 371 to 2776 code for a protein of 801 amino acids. Gene Ontology annotation, molecular function: GTPase activity; GTP binding; microtubule binding. NCBI's taxonomy places the organism in Eukaryota, Fungi, Ascomycota, Sordariomycetes, Xylariales, Hypoxylaceae. The record is from RefSeq and is a predicted model, not a curated record. Gene Ontology annotation, biological process: peroxisome fission; mitochondrial fission.
GUCCUUUACACCUUCUGCACAUUGCACAUUACACACAUUAGGACUAUGAUAACCCAUCAAUAAUCCCAUUUUUCUCCCUCAUUAAAGUCAAAACCUAUCCCAAAUUAUUUGUGCGGUUUUUUGUACAUCCUCGAGCUUUAGAGCUUGUUUUACCAAUUGCGACUACUAUCCUCGUUAUCCGCUCCUAGUUUCCAGUUCCCCGUCGAGGAGAUUAGAAAACACAAACCCCCAAAACCGGUGCCCAACAGCUUUCUUUGCUGGCAAAAAGAGUUACGACUAAGAGGGGAAACAUAUCUAACUACAGUCAAGUUUCUUUUCUGUUUAUCAUCGUUUCAUCAUAGUGGUCGAGUGAGAGCUAUCCAUCUCCAAGAUGGCGGCCCUAGGAGACGAUUUGUUGCGGAUUGUGAACCAGUUGCAAGACUUGGUUUUUAAUACCAUCGGCACGGACUCUCUCGACCUACCUCAAAUCGUUGUCGUCGGUUCCCAAUCUGCUGGCAAAUCUUCCGUGCUUGAGAAUAUUGUUGGCCGCGAUUUCUUGCCUCGAGGAAGCGGUAUCGUAACUCGACGCCCCCUAAUCCUACAAUUGAUCAACGUAGAAGAGGAUGAAUCGGAACCAGACCUCCACGCUGCUUAUAGAAAUCCUACCCAAGCACGCCGCUCCGAAUGGGCAGAGUUCCACCACAUUCCCAGUCGGAAAUUUACCGAUUUUGGCGACGUAAAGCGUGAGAUUGAGAAUGAGACCUCGCGCGUUGCCGGUAGCAAUAAGGGCAUCAACAGACAGCCUAUCAACUUAAAAAUAUACUCUCCGCAUGUUCUCAACUUAACUCUAGUCGAUCUACCAGGACUUACCAAGGUUCCAAUUGGCGAUCAACCAGCCGAUAUUGAGAAGCAGACCCGGACCCUCAUCUCAGAAUACAUUGCCAAGCCCAACAGCAUCAUCCUCGCCGUCUCCCCUGCAAAUGUCGAUAUUGUCAACUCAGAGGCUCUCAAGCUCGCCAGACAUGUUGAUCCUUUGGGUCGGCGGACGAUUGGCGUUCUUACCAAGGUCGACUUGAUGGAUCAUGGUACAAACGCGCUGGAUAUCCUUUCUGGUCGCGUUUAUCCAUUAAAGUUAGGUUUCAUUGGGGUUGUUAACCGAUCUCAGCAAGAUAUACAGGGUAAUCGGCCCAUGGAGGAAGCCCUGAAAGCAGAGGCUGAAUUUUUCCGACACCACCCCGCCUAUCGAAACAUCUCGAUGCGAUGUGGAACCCAAUAUCUAGCUAAGACAUUAAAUCAGACUCUCAUGUCACAUAUUCGAGAGCGUCUACCAGAUAUCAAAGCACGCCUCAACACACUGAUGGGACAGACCCAGCAGGAGCUUGCAAGCUACGGUGAUAUGCACUUCAGCGGAAAAGAGCACCGAGGUUCCAUGAUUCUCCAGCUCAUGACCCGAUUUGCCACAUCAUUCAUCUCAUCCAUUGAUGGCACGUCCACCGAGAUAUCAACUAAAGAGCUUUCUGGGGGUGCACGGAUCUAUUAUAUAUUCAACUCGGUCUUUGGCAGCGCACUAGAGUCGAUUGAUCCUACCUCCAACCUCUCCGCUGUCGAUAUUAGAACUGCUAUUCGGAACUCGACAGGUCCUCGUCCAAGCUUGUUCGUGCCAGAAAUGGCUUUCGACCUGCUUGUCAAGCCCCAAAUAAAAAUGCUCGAGCUCCCGAGUCAGAGAUGCGUUGAGCUUGUAUAUGAAGAGUUAAUCAAGAUAUGUCACACAUGUGGCUCGACAGAGCUUUCCCGUUUCCCGAGGCUUCAAGCCAAGCUUAUAGAAGUCGUGUCAGACCUUCUGCGAGAACGGCUCGGACCAGCGUCGUCUUAUGUGGAGUCUCUGAUCGCCAUCCAGCGGGCAUACAUUAACACAAACCAUCCAAAUUUUCUAGGGGCGGCCGCCGCUAUGAGCCACGUUGUCACGAACAAGCAGGAACGCGAGAGGAAGAAGUUGAUUCAGGACGAACGAGAUCGACGAGAAAAGAAGAGGCUUAAAGAACUCGGCACGAAUGGGACAGACACCCUAGAGAAUGGAGAUGAUCCCAUCCAUGAAAGGAACGAUGUUAUUGAACCGCGGAAGCCGGCUGCAAAUGGAUCUCGGAGCAUGUCGCCUGCUGUUCGCCAGAAUGGGACUGCAAGUAUUGCCGCUACUAUGAACGGUGUGCGUUCAAACUCACCUAGCCGGUUCAAUCCCCAAGCAAUCGGAAAUGCUCGUGAUUCAUUCUUGAAUUACUUCUUUGGCAAGGAUGGCACAGCGCAAUCUCCGGGAGCCGGGGCUCCUUCUUCGCUUCCGCGCCAUGUCAGCCAAGGUGUAGAGCCCACUUUCAGCCAAAGCAUCCGGCGGAGUGAAGACAAGUUAAUUCACCGGCCUGCGUUGUCGUCGUCACUGAUACGCGAAGAAGAAAUUCCUCAAGGUGCUGGGUUUGGUUUUGGACCGCAACCGGGCGACAACGUGGAACCUGCCAUGAGUGACCGCGAGGCAAUGGAGACGGAGCUGAUCCGAGCUUUGAUAUCUUCAUAUUUCAAUAUUGUCCGCGAAUCUAUCGCCGAUCAAGUCCCGAAGGCUGUCAUGCAUCUCCUUGUCAAUCAUUGUAAAGAUGUCGUACAGAACAGGCUCGUCAGCGAGUUAUACAAGGAGACUCUCUUUGAAGAGCUUCUUUACGAAGAUGACGCCGUCAAGAAGGAGCGAGAAAAAUGUGAAAAAUUGCUUCAAACUUACCGAGAAGCAGCCAAGAUUAUUGGCGAGGUGUUAUAAUAGGACAUCAUGACUCGUCACCUUGUACUAGAAACCAGGAGUAUCUUACCUAGGAAAUGGUUAGAUUUUCACAUAGAGAGGAUGCAAUGUAUGGCUUGCUAUCUGUACGAUAGAGACGGGGGUAACUUGUCCAAGGGUUGCUUGUUACUUAUUCGCUCAGCGCUCUCGUGUCGCUAUAAGCGGAUGAGAUCGAGGUAUUAGAACACUCGGCGGCGCACCUUUUUGUACAUAUGGCGCAAUUAUGCUACUCUUGCGUAUCUAGUAUAUUUACCAGCAUCACUCUCUUAUCAUCAUAGCCAACGAUUCUCUUUUCGAUUUAGUUGGCACGUGGUCGUACUAUUUUUAUCUCGACUUCUAUGGGUCGAACAAUUCUUGAAACGGCACGGUCAGCUUAUCUAUGUGUAACGCUACGCAUAUGGAGGGUAAUUUAGUAGCGCGAGACCAA